Messenger RNA from Centruroides sculpturatus (bark scorpion), 2706 nucleotides. Its product is annotated as doublecortin domain-containing protein 2-like. Lineage: Eukaryota; Metazoa; Arthropoda; Arachnida; Scorpiones; Buthidae. Gene Ontology annotation, biological process: intracellular signal transduction. The transcript is spliced from 11 exons. The record is from RefSeq and is a predicted model, not a curated record. The coding region runs from base 407 to 2245 and encodes 612 amino acids. Gene Ontology annotation, cellular component: microtubule organizing center; microtubule.
UUACAAAGAAAAUUAAUAUUCAAGUGGCAGAAAUUGAACGAAGCGUAACGAAAUAGAAAACAACAAAGGAUCCGUUCAUCCGAUAAUUACACAUUACAUUAACCAAUCAACCCGACAAAAAUUACGCGUUGCGUAUCGAAUGGUUAAUUAUCGCUUAUAUCUUCCAGAAUAGUUUAUAAAAAUUUAAUUUAUUUUAAUAUUUUUAAUCAAAAUAUUAAUUAAUAUAUAAAAUAUCGUACGGUUAUUCGAAAUAAUUUUUGUUCGCGGUGGUUGUUGAUCUAGUAACACCCGUCUCCUAGCAACAAUCGUCAAAGCAGUUAAAAGAGUUCGAUUCGGACAGAUGAGAGGAUAUUUGAACUGCUUCAAAUGAAGCUUAAUAUGUUUUAUACAAGUAAUGUAAGUUCAUAUGGCUACGAAGAAAGAUUCGAAGCAUCCGUCUGACUCCAACGAAAGUCUCGAUCAACCUUCGACUAGCAACAUACAGACUAAUAUAACGGAAGCCAAAUGGAUCAAAGUUUAUCUUAACGGAGACGAAUACUUCCCGGGAAUUAAAUGUGUCAUUAACAAUAAGUAUCAUCGUAAUUUCGACGUCUUCCUCAAUUAUAUAACUCAACGUUUGCAACCGAGUUUCGGAGCCGUGCGUAACAUUUACAGUCCCGUUAGUGGUCAUCGAGUGACCAACUUGAGGGAUCUCCUCCCGAAUCACGGAUAUGUGGCCGCUGGAGGUGAGAGGUUUAAGAGGAUCGAAGCGGGUUACGCACAAAAUAAGAAUAUCAAAAAGGUGAUUACUCGUAAACCAGCUUCAAAGAUUAGGCCCACGUAUCGUAAUCAUCUUAAAUCUUCAUCAAAUAACCGUAGAUCAUCAAUAGCAGAAGUUACCGUAAUAUUCGUAUUUAGAAAUGGAGAUGAUGUUAUGCCACCUUCAAAAUUUGUAUUCAGAAAACGCGAUUUGAUGAAUUGGGAGAAAAUUCUAGAGACGAUAGGGAAAAAAGUUCAGUUAUUAACAGGAUACGUAAAAAAAUUAUGUACUCUAGAAGGUAAAGAUGUUAAAGGUCCUGAAGAAUUGACUAAUAAACACAGUUACGUGGCAAUUGGAGUAAAUGAACAUUUUAAAUUUGGAAAAUAUAAUACACAAAAAUCGGUUCCUUCUCAAAAAACAUUAACGUAUCAGAACAGAAUAUUAUCCAGUUCCGAAACGCGAAAAAAAUCUGAAACUGAAACAAAAUCUGAUCUUGAUCUUACAGAAAAUGAUAACGAAGAGACUGUUGAAGAUAAUAUUUCUACAAAUUUCGUCGAAAAUAAUGAUGAAAAAACUGUUUUAAAAGGAACUUUUCAAAAUCUUGAACGAAUGAAUGAGGAGGAGUCUAAAGAAAAGAUGAACAAACUAUCAAAUGGUAUUGAGGGAUAUUUUUAUGGACCGGGUGAUGGAAUUUUUAAGACUCAACAACGAAGAAUGCUAAGCACUAUCACCGAAAUAAAUUUAGACGAAGAUCAAGGUGGAUUAUUUCGUGCUAGCGAAAGGUCAGAAAUAACGAAUGGAGCUAAGGAAAUUCAAGAUAGCGCUGAUACUUUAGUGGAUUUUCCGGAAGAUGAAGUGCAAGCCGAAGAAAUUGAUGUCAGGUAUCAGAACAGAAUAUUAUCCAGUUCCGAAACGCGAAAAAAAUCUGAAACUGAAACAAAAUCUGAUCUUGAUCUUACAGAAAAUGAUAACGAAGAGACUGUUGAAGAUAAUAUUUCUACAAAUUUCGUCGAAAAUAAUGAUGAAAAAACUGUUUUAAAAGGAACUUUUCAAAAUCUUGAACGAAUGAAUGAGGAGGAGUCUAAAGAAAAGAUGAACAAACUAUCAAAUGGUAUUGAGGGAUAUUUUUAUGGACCGGGUGAUGGAAUUUUUAAGACUCAACAACGAAGAAUGCUAAGCACUAUCACCGAAAUAAAUUUAGACGAAGAUCAAGGUGGAUUAUUUCGUGCUAGCGAAAGGUCAGAAAUAACGAAUGGAGCUAAGGAAAUUCAAGAUAGCGCUGAUACUUUAGUGGAUUUUCCGGAAGAUGAAGUGCAAGCCGAAGAAAUUGAUGAUGAGAUUACGCCAGAAAUGGAACGAGCAAUGCAAGACCUGGACUUGGAAGAUUCUCAACAAAUUGUAGCAUUUGUUCCUUCAUUGCCAAAUAAAACUUCUGUAACUCCUACGAAACAGCUAAUGAGAACAAAUACAGAAUUGCAUUCCCGUCUCCAAAAUACUUUUGUAUAGAUCAACCACAUAAGUUAUUCAAUCCUAUCAUUUUCUGCAACGAAUGAUUCGUACUAUUCAUUGAGGAGAUUAUUAAGUGUUCAUGUACAUUUUCUUUAUUGUUAUUUAUAAAUAUAGCGCUUUCCACAGAUUGUUAUAUUGUAUAGGGGGAUAAAAAUGUCCUACUACACAAUCUGAACAACGAAUUGGCUGAAUGAUACCAAAAUCUAAUUGGCAUCAUUCGAUGGACGUUAUUUAACAAAUUUUCAUUCUUUCAAAUAUUUAUUUCCUUUUUAUAUUCUAUAUUUUAUCGUUAAUAAAUCAAAAUUUUUAUCUUGGAUAUGUAAAAAUUUAUAUACGAAAUUUGUGCUGUAUUUUGCUCAAUACAACUAAAUAUUAAUUUCUUAUUUGCCUGUUAUUUAGAAAAAUUACAGUAAUUUUGUUUUAUUAUUAUUAUAUUAUUCAAUAUUAAAAAAUACUUU